GUCGAAGUAUAGUUCGGUUUGGAAUCAGAGGAGUUCGGUUCCGCAAUGACGGGUCUACGGAAUGGAUCUUGAUCGGGAAAUGGAGGAGUUUCUGGGCACGGUUCUGUCUCUGGAGGAAGACUACAAUUUGGGCGCCAGCUAUCCGGCAUUUUGGGGAGUCAGCGAGCUUUUGAUGCAGCAGCGGGGAGACGUGUUCUGCUUUAACGGUGAGUGUGCGGCUGAAACCCGCAGCUAUAGGCAUUUGAGGGAGCGUUUGAAACCCAGCAUUCAAUCUCACGAAGAGAGGGGGCUUAUCUGUAUACCCGAGUGUUUAUCCGUCGACUGGUCUAUAAUCUAUAACGUUGUAUUCUUUAUAGAACAGCUUCGAGCAGUCCAGAGAGCACGCUGGUAGCGGAAUGCAGUUUGGAACACUGGAAUGCGAACCCAGAACCCGGCUCGACGCUCUGGAACCCGAGCGCAGGAUCCGGAGUCGCUCCGGUUUGCAGGUUCCAGGGAGGUGCAAGAGGAAAAAGACCGUUUUUAGUAAAGAGCAAACAAAGUUCCUGAGGAGCGCUUUCGAGAAAGACCCGUAUCCGGACUACAAGAAGCGGCUCCAGCUCUCCGAGACCACGGGGAUCGCGGAGUCUCGGGUACAGGUGUGGUUUCAAAACAGGAGAGCGCGACAUUUACCCAAAACGAGUCAGAGAUGUGCGGCACAGCCCCGGAGCCCUCGCCGAGCGCCGCUGGGUCCGCUCCGGGUCUUCCAAACCGCCGAUGCGUCGAGAGGGAGAUGGCCGGGUUGGGAGUGCGAUGCCCGGGGCGCAUCCGUGUAUUACGAGGCUUCCCUGAACAGUGAGAGACCGAGAGCACCGGACAGCCUCGCCCAGGGAAUCCCUUUCCCUUACUGGAGCCGCUGAGACCAGAGCUGGGGUGAGAUAUCCACCAACACGCCGCCCUGACUUUAAUAUUUUUACAUUUAUAACAAAACAUAUUG
This is a messenger RNA of Polyodon spathula (Mississippi paddlefish), 973 nucleotides long. RefSeq names its product homeobox protein siamois-like. Lineage: Eukaryota; Metazoa; Chordata; Actinopteri; Acipenseriformes; Polyodontidae. Bases 396 to 896 code for a protein of 166 amino acids. Gene Ontology annotation, molecular function: DNA binding. The record is from RefSeq and is a predicted model, not a curated record. The transcript is spliced from 2 exons.